UUUUAUUUUCCUCGCUAGUGAUAUUAGUUUUUGUAGGUUGGUGGUGCACCAAUAAAUGUCAAGCCACGAAAAAUUGUCUUGGAAAAAAUGUUCUAAUUUGAUUAAAAUUGAAUCUCCUUGUGGGUUCUGAGCUUCCUAAUCAGUAGACAAGUGAUUUAGUUAAGAAGUGUUUAGUGAAUUGUGAUAUGGAACCCAUCGCUCCGGGCACUGAAGAUGAGCCUCUUGUUAAUUUUUCAGCAUCGACGAAACAGGAGAAGGAACGCGAGCGUUUGCUGAACGUGAAAACUGUUCUACCGAACGGAAAAUAUGGGAACGUUUUCGACUUUAAAUACAUCAACGGGACGGAACAUUGGUACUGCAAUGCUUGCGCCUGUCCAGUCAUGGGAUGGGUUUUCCACCAUGAGACUGGAAAGCGCCACUCCUUGGCCCUCGGGAAGCAAAACCAAGACCAAGACAGGCUCACGUCAUCGCAGGACGUGGAGGAAACACCCACCAUCCAGAUAGCGCCCGGAGAGCCAGUCCCUCCAGGAUUUGAGGGAGAAAUUGAACGAGUCGCUCUUAUUCAAGAACGGUUGGAUGUCUUUAAUGUUGGUCCCUUAGUUGCUCUGGAAUACCUCCUAGAAUUGCGCGAUUACGACUCAAACAAGGAACCGACUUAUUUGUGCAUUUUGUGCGACAAAAAAGGCGACCCGAGGACCGUUUUGACGCACCUUGCGAGUUACAAACACAUACUGCAGUAUUUGCAAAAACACUUUCCGACUUGUUACCGGGCCCUGGCCCCUUAUAUGACCAAACAGUAUAAAAGAAACUGGCAAAUAGCCCUACACGAGAUCGCCGAAGCAAUUGAGAAAAAGUUUGGCCGUUUGAAACCGUUACCAGUGGAAGCAGACAAGUAUGAGAAAGACCCCGUCCAUUAUUUAGAACUGAUAGCCAAAGGUCGGCACUUUUCCGAAUUGUCAGGUCAUACGUUCGAGGAAUUGGUCAAUAAAGACGAACUGACGCGAGUCCAUGAUGACGAGACCGAUAAAUUUUCUUAUAAUAAGGCAAAUUUGCCACAGUCAAGUCAGAAAAAGAAAAGUCCGUCACCUCCUGUUGUCGCAAAUCCGAUCAAGAAAAUUCGAGUUGCUAAUCCACCACCGGCUGCUGCCGGAAGUCGCCGAAGGUCACUGUCGAGUGUUUCGAGCGUUUCUUCAAGCGAUCUUAGCGACUAUGAUGACCCCAAAAAACGGUCGUAUAGUCGCAGGUCGAGGACAAGGUCGCCCCCGUACCGAAACCGCAGCCGAAGUCCCUACAGCCGAAGAUAUGAUAGGCGAUCGCCCCCGAGGAAGGAAGCUUAUUACAGACGAGACGACCGAAGUGAGCGCCUUAUGCCGUGGGAAAAGACGAAUUAUCGCCGCUCCAAGCCCGAAAACCCACCGGUUAAAAACAAAACCGAUAAAAUGGACGAGUACAAGAAAUUAUGCAAGGCCAUAGACAACGACAUGGAGCGGGUUUUGAAAAACCAUAAAAAGAACCCCGAAAAACACCCCCAAUACAAUGAUGAGUGGAAAAAAUUCUGGAAUAAGAGGUACAAGGAGCUCCAAGCUGAAGGCAAGGACGUCUCCACUCAUGAUUUCAAACCGGAAUGGAUCGAGUUCUGGAACAAACGCAUGAUCGAGCUGCACCACGAAGAAGUCAAAGUGAAGAAAGAAGCUUUGCGGAAACGUCUAGGCCUUCCUGAAGAGCCCUCUCCCAUUAGUUUUAAAAUCGUCGGAAAAAAGAAAUUCGAACCGAAUAAAAACAGUCCAAUGAGUAGUAAACCAGUGCCACCUUCAGCUUUGCCCGAUAGUGAUCCCGAGGUUAUUAUAAUCGAUAAAGAUGAUGAGAGUAAGAGUUCGCGACGGUCGCAUAGUCCAUGGGAGGAUGAACCAGUGAGGAGUAGUUCCCGGGUUUCGCGUGACAAAAGUCGGGACGGCUCCAGGGACAGGAGUCGGGAACGCUCAAUACGACGGGAUAAAUACAGUCGAAGUCCCAGAGACCGGUCACGGGAGAGAAGUUGGGACCGGGAUUACAAGAUCAAGGAUUAUCGAAGGGAACGGAUUAGAAUCGUCAGUGAAUUGCCGUGGGAGCGCGACCGGAAGUCCUACAGGAACGAAAUCCCUAGCUACUACAAACCACCAGCUGUCAUGCGUGACGUUACAAGAGAACCUGUCUUGACGCCCCCUCCUGUUGCCCCAGUCCUUGAAGAAGAGGACGAUGGGGAAAUUAAUAUCGUUGCUGUUCUGCGACUUUUAACAGCACUUGAAGAGAAAUUAGGGUCAUUGGGACCCAAAGUCAUCGAUUUGUUAGCACAAGCACUGGCGAUGGAGAAGAACGAAGCUAAUAGUUCGGAGAAUUUGCUCGAUAAUGAGAUCAAUUGUGUGAUGUUUGAAACGGUCAAAGAAAAAUUAAAAGGCCAGCUGUUGGCCGGUUUAGUCGAACCCAUUCAGGAAAAAGCCUUUAAAAACGCAAUUAAAAAAACCGCGAGUUUGAUUCAUCUCGCCGGCGAACGCAAGAAAGAAAAAGCCAAGAAUCAACCGAAAGUUGAUCCCGUUAAAGUGCCAGGUGUUGGCACAGUCGACAAGGCUGCGAUUGCAAAACAAAUCGCCAAUGCGUUAAUUCUGCAAGGCAAGACUGACGUGACCCAAGCCGAGCUCGAACAGUUGAUAAAUGCCGUGGUUGGAAUGGCGGAAGCGUCCCGAAAUUCCAAUAAACCGAUCACCACCGCCUCUUUCCUGGAACAAAUCUCCAAAGCUGGCAGUUCCAAAGAGAAAACACCACCGAAAGAAGUUGUUAAACCCCCGGCACCGGUUGUGGCCGAACGCGUGACGAAAAGCCCCGAGAAAAUGACGAAUAAAGACAUGGAGGGUUUGUCCGAUUCCGAUUUGCAAACUCUCCUCCAAAACUUCAAAGAUUUAUCGACGGAAGAACAGCACAGUUUGAUCAACUAUUUGAAGAAGUUGGAAGCGCGUGAACCGGAUCGAGUCGAGCGGUUACGAAAGUUCGUAAAUCUGGGCCAACCGCGUGAAAAGCCCCCCGAAGAGAAGAAAAUGGGGCGCGAAAGCCCCUUUUCCAACCGCAUGGGGAGUGUGAACCCCAGUGUUGAGGAAAAUCGCUUUGAAGCGGAAGAAGAACCGAAAAAGUUCGAAGAGACGCAAGUGAAACUUCCGAUUGAUUCGGACGAAGAGGAUUACAGUUUCGAGGACGUGGUCAAAGCCGCGUCCAAGAACGUCAAAGAGAAGGAACUGGAGAAGAAGCGCGAGAUCGUGGAGGAAAGCAUGAAGUUUGAGUCGAAGAAAGAGGACCUGAAUCUGGACGAUACCAAAGCCAUAAUCUCCAACAUCAUGAGUAACAUUAACAAGAACGAGGUCGCGCAAGGUAAUCUCUUGGGGCUGGGGCUGGGUGGGGGGCAAGGUCUGUCGGUGAGUUCGGCCGAUUUGGCCAAAACCCUGAAUAGUAUUCCGGUGAAUAUGGCCAGUCUUGCCAACAUUGUUGGCAGUGUACAGAGUAUGACAAAGGCCACUAUGGCACCGUCUGUAAACCCGCCAAUGAGCGCCGCGCCUAAGAGUUUUCAGCCGGUGCAAAGUAACAGUUUUGGGGGGUUUGGGGGCCCGCAGGAGAGACCCUUUCAGGGACAGCAGCAGGGAUACCAAAAUAGACCUAACAUGCAGUUUGGGGUGAAUUACCCCCAAAACCCAUAUCAAGCGCGGCCAAAUGUUGCCUACCCGAUUGAUAAAAACAAGGUGACGUAUCCGAAUUAUGCCAUUUACGGCCAACAGAACCCGCAAGGGCCGCCCCAGAGGCCGAGUCAGCCCGGGUUUGGCAAUAACCAGUUCGGUAAUAAUGUUAACAGAAAUAACUAUAGCAGAUGGUAGACUAAGUUUUUAUCAAAUAACGUAAGGCUUUUUUAUGUUAAUUUAUGUUUAAGCGUAGUUAUUCUAUGAAUAAAUAGUUUCAUUUAAAAACUGCAGGUUUUAAUAACAGAAAGA
Tribolium castaneum (red flour beetle) is the source of this 4007-nucleotide messenger RNA. RefSeq lists its product as uncharacterized. NCBI's taxonomy places the organism in Eukaryota, Metazoa, Arthropoda, Insecta, Coleoptera, Tenebrionidae. The coding region runs from base 186 to 3893 and encodes 1235 amino acids. The record is from RefSeq and is a predicted model, not a curated record. The transcript is spliced from 6 exons.